Messenger RNA from Labeo rohita (rohu), 1864 nucleotides. RefSeq names its product tRNA methyltransferase 61B (gene trmt61b). Gene Ontology annotation, biological process: tRNA methylation. The record is from RefSeq and is a predicted model, not a curated record. The transcript has 7 exons. The coding region runs from base 391 to 1776 and encodes 461 amino acids. NCBI's taxonomy places the organism in Eukaryota, Metazoa, Chordata, Actinopteri, Cypriniformes, Cyprinidae. Gene Ontology annotation, cellular component: tRNA (m1A) methyltransferase complex.
AGGCUGUAUUGCAUCUGUCAGUGGCGUCCUUUCCAUCAUGGCGGCGCCCAGCGAGAAUCAUGCUUGCUUUUGUUUUUCUUCUAACAUAAUGGAGUUAAGUUAAGUUGCCACCUAAACUAGUAUCCAGCCAAAAAAAUAAUUAUAUUUCGAAUAACUCAGGUAAUAUGAAAGAUACAUAUUUGUUUGACUUUGUAUUUUACAAAGGUUGUUGAAUGGAUGUAAAUUGUAGUGAAUUAUAUAAUAAUUAUAAUUUAUCUGUUUCUACCGAUAUGUCUAUUCUGGUCGGUAGCUGGUGUGUGUGAUGUUUCUGAUUACUGUGUGGUGAGAAGCACCAAACCAUCAAAGUGUGUCAUCUUCAUCCUUCAAGCCAUUCUCUGUUGAGCUAAAACCAUGACAGUUUCACUACAUUUGGGUCUCUCAUUCAUGACUCGCAAAUUUGCCAAAGCCUGUGUCACAUGUUUGGAGAGACAUAAUGUGGUUCGCAAUAAACAAUUUCUCUGUGCUCUGAGAAACUUUGGGACCGGCCCAAAUGAUUCCGACAGAGACGACAGUAGUUCAGACGCCCCUGCAUCCACAAUCCCACAGUUCUCUCGAAGAGCUUCUUUGUUUGGAAGGCGUCGACCUCUGUCCCCACUAGAGCGGGUCAGUCAGCUUCUGCCUGAAGACAGAUUAAGUCAAGAGGUUUGGGCUUUACGGGACACUAGAAACACUGAGGAGGAACAGGACAGUCAGAGCCUGGGAAAGGAGCCGGAAGAAACAACAGAGGAACCUCAAGGAUCUUUUGCUCCACAUCAUGUGUGUGUUCCUGGGGAAAGGCCAAUACGAUUUGGAGAGACUCUGCUGGCCGAGUUCAGUCGAAAGAGACGUUUGGAGUUUCGGAAGAUGUUCCAACUAAAGGAAGGACUGAAGCUCCAUAGCAACUGGGGAUUAAUAGCUCAUAAAGACAUGGAGGGACGUCCUGCUGGAAGCAUCAUACGCACUUCAAUGGGAAACCCAAUUGUCAUUCGUCGACCCAGCCUGGAUGAGUUCACUCUCUUCAUGAAGAGAGGGCCAGCUAUUGCAUACCCUAAAGAUGCUAGUGCGAUGUUGACCAUGAUGGAUGUGACGGAAGGAGACUGUGUUUUAGAAUCAGGCUCUGGGUCUGGAGCUAUGAGCCUCUUCCUGUCCAGGGCAGUGGGUCAUAAAGGAAGUGUUUUGAGUGUGGAGAUAAGAGAAGACCAUCACAGAUGCUCUGUGUUAAACUACCAGCGUUGGCGAUCCUCGUGGAGUCUUCGGCGAGGAGAGGAAUGGCCUGAUAAUGUUCAGUUUCAUCAUGGAGAUCUCAUAUCUGCUAGACCUCUUCUGGAGGGUCGAGGUUUUAACUCAGUUGCUCUGGAUAUGGUUAAUCCACAUUUGGCUUUACCUGCUGUGGUUCCUCACCUCCAUCCUGGAUCUGUGUGCGCUGUUUAUCAAGCAAAUAUCACACAGGUCAUUGAUCUGAUGGAGGGUCUGCGAUGCUCUGCUCUUCCUCUGGUGUGUGAACGCAUUGUGGAGGUUCAGUACAGGGAUUGGCUUGUUGGCCCGUCACUCAAAAAAGACGGCACGUUUAAUAAACGAAAAGCUCCACGUGAAGAUGAUGAUGAUGACAAAUAUGAACCAAGUGAAGGUGACACAAAAGGGGAUUUGAAUUUUCAAGAUCCGGUGGCAUUUGGAGCUGUCCCAUACAUUGCACGUCCUCAUCCUGAACAGACUGGGCAUACAGCAUUCCUCGUAAAAUUACGAAAGAUCUUGAAAUAGAUGUUCCACAUUUAAUGUGUGCAAGAGGACAACAAAGCUACUGGGUCUCAUAUGCCAUAUCAAUAAACUUGUAUAAUAAAAAGCCAAU